Messenger RNA from Apus apus (common swift), 528 nucleotides. It is a transcript of the gene PDCL2, whose product is annotated as phosducin like 2. Lineage: Eukaryota; Metazoa; Chordata; Aves; Apodiformes; Apodidae. Gene Ontology annotation, biological process: protein folding. The transcript is spliced from 4 exons. The coding region runs from base 1 to 528 and encodes 175 amino acids. Gene Ontology annotation, cellular component: cytoplasm. The record is from RefSeq and is a predicted model, not a curated record.
AUGGCGCUGGGGCAGCAACGUUUGCAAGAAUGGGAGUAUCAUCAGAGGAGGCAAAAGUAUGGGGAGCUAAGAGAAAUUUGUGGAGAGCAGUAUGUACAGGAAGUUACAAAUGCUCCAGAGGAUGUUUGGGUUAUAAUUCACCUUUAUCGAUCAAGCAUCCCAAUGUGUUUACUGGUUAAUGAAUAUCUCAGCCUGCUAGCCAGAAAGUUUCCAGAAGUCAAGUUUCUCAAAGCCAUUGUAAACAGCUGCAUUCAGAACUACCAUGACAGAUGUUUACCUACAAUACUUGUAUACAAAACUGAUGAAAUAAAAGGCAGGUUCAUUGGAGUAGCUGAAUGUGGGGGAAUACAUCUUCAAGUGGAAGAGCUUGAAUGGAAACUCAUGGAAGUUGGAGCGAUAGAAACUAACUUAGGAGAUAACUCAAAAAAGUACACUAUAGAUAUGAUGACACUGUCUGUGCAAAACAUAUCUGCUCAUGAAGUCACCAGUACAAAAAGCAGUGAUGUGGUGAAACCACAUAUUAUUUGA